AUGUACUCUUCCGGGUACGACCAGACGACGUCGCGGUCGCCCAUUGCCCAACGAAACCAGCCUCAGACGGGCUCUUUGCAUCGCAUGCCUUCCCGCCAGUUCGACGCCUACGGCCAAGUGGCCCAGUCCAACAUGUACCAGCAGGAUGAACACCAGCGCUCCUACGACCAGCCGCGUACCUAUGAGCGCCUGAACCAAACCAUGCACGCCGGCGCCUACGGCUACGACAUGGGCGCGCCCCAGGGCUGGAACAACACUGUCUUCUCCCAGAACGGCGGCCUGGGCUCGCUCGGAGGCGGUGCCGCUCGCAUCAAGUCGCAGCAGCGCGGCGGAGCAGGCCGCAGUGCGCUGCCAACGGGAUGGAUGGACCAGCAGCAGCCCCAGGGUCUGCCUAGCUUCGCCCUCAGCAACAACAACCUCAACGCCAUGCAGAACACCAGCUACGGCCACGAUGUCGACGAGGAACUCAUCCCCACCGCCAUCGUCAUCAAGAAUAUUCCCUUUGCCGUCAAGAAGGAGCAGCUCGUAAACCUCAUGACCGAACUGCGCCUACCCCUGCCUUACGCCUUCAACUAUCACUUUGACAAUGGUGUGUUUCGUGGCUUGGCUUUUGCCAACUUCACAACCGCCGAGGAGACGGCAGCUGUCAUCGAGUCGAUGAACCACUUUGAACUCAACGGCAGGAAGCUGCGCGUCGAGUACAAGAAAAUGCUGCCGCUGGCCGAACGCGAGCGCAUUGAACGUGAAAAGCGUGAGCGUCGCGGACAGCUCGAGGAGCAACACCGUCCUCUCGGUGGCGGUCUCCAGUCACAGUCUUCCUUCACCUCCCUUGCAUCGCACAUGCCCGCUACUUCACCCUCGCCUGUGUCCGCCAUGCGAGGAAGCAGUGCACCCAAGACAGUUGACGUCGACCUCAACGACCCCCAGGUGCUCAGUUUUUACACCCAGUUGCUGCUCUUCAAGGAAACCAAGGAUCGCGAUAGCAUGACAUUCCCUUCAACGUUGACCCCUAUUAUGCGCCGCACCAUCCAUACACUGGCUCACCAGCUCGGUCUUGCCCAUAUUUCAAAGGGCACUGGCGAUCAGCGACAGGUGCAUAUCUUCAAGGUAUAUGACAACCAGGGGCUCAGUCCACCAAUGCCUCAGAUGCCCAGCAACCAGAUGGAGCAACCACGCCGAAACCUUAAUCGCGCAGCGACCACUGAUUUCAGUGACGUCCGCGCCGAGGGUGGAUUUUAUAACGCCUUCAAUCGCCAGCCAUCGGGCCUUCUCGGAUUCCCUGAUUCGCCUGGCGGGCUCAACGCAGUCCCAAAUCUUCGCGGUGCCAAGUCUUACGCCGAUCUUAGAUCUUACACACCUUCACCCGCACCAUCGACGGCCAGCCAUCCUAUUGGCCGUCCUGGUGGCAUCUCCCUUGAAGGUCUCGGUUACAGUGGAAGCUCGACGAACCCGAAUGGCACCCCAACGACAGGCUCCAUGUCCCAACGUGAUGAUGGCCUGCUCGAGAGGGAAAUGAAUCGGAUGCAACUAAACUCUAGCUACCCGCAAAACGGCAGCCCGCGCUCCCUGCGUCAGAUGACAUCUUGGGAUGCACCCGGCCCUAUUGGCGGCCACCGUACUUUUAGUACCAACUACGACGACCGUCCAUCGAGACAGCCUCGUGGACCUCUCCCCGAGCGAGGACAGGGCUUUAGCCGCCCGCGACAGAACGGGCAUCAAAACCGUGGAAGCGACGAGCUAUCAUCACAAUCCAAUGUCGAAAUUCUUGUAGGACAGUAGCGAAAUCUCAGCUCUACGCACGAAAUGAAGUCGUCACACGUAUCAUCCCUCCUUCAAAAGAGACGUGCGAUGGCGCCCAUGAACGACACCGAUGACGAACGUUUAACGGCCUAUACCACCAACUUGGCCUCGCUACUUACACUGGAUUGACUUUACGAUGCAUACGAAGAGAAUGAUGCUACGAUGGUAGAGAGACUACAUCCAGAACUAAAUUGGGCCCGCGCCCCUCGAAUCUCGCAUUUCACCUUUGGAUACAGUAAAAAAAGCAUUUAUGAACAUAUGGGAUAUGUUGUUUCAGAAAUUAUAUUGGGUCGUACGGGCCACACAGACGAUGUUGUAGUACAGAUAUUUCAGUUUUGCGGGAGCGGUCGCAUUCGGCACUGGGUUGGACGGUCGGUCGGACGUGUAGGUUUCCUGUUCUUUUUAGUUGAUUUACUCUCCUUUCCACUUGGAUAUUACUAUAGUUUAGGACGUUGCUGUGUGCCUGGCGCGGCAGUACGAUAAUGGUAGUUGAAUUGC
Molecule: messenger RNA, 2298 nt
Organism: Pyrenophora tritici-repentis Pt-1C-BFP
Lineage: Eukaryota; Fungi; Ascomycota; Dothideomycetes; Pleosporales; Pleosporaceae
Product: RNA-binding protein (RRM domain)
Cellular component (GO): ribonucleoprotein complex; cytoplasm; nucleus
Molecular function (GO): mRNA binding
Source: RefSeq, a predicted model, not a curated record